Triticum urartu is the source of this 1107-nucleotide messenger RNA. Lineage: Eukaryota; Viridiplantae; Streptophyta; Magnoliopsida; Poales; Poaceae. The record is from RefSeq and is a predicted model, not a curated record.
AUGGAGCAAUACGAGCGCGCGGCUGUUGAUCCGCUCGAGGGGCAGACGGAGCAGGGCGGGGAGGAUCCCGCUCCGUCGGCGGCUCUCGCUGGCGCCAAGGAGGGCGAACAGGAGCGCGUCCCCGAGACGCACAAUCCCGUCGGCGCCGCCGCGUCGGAGGGCGCCAAGAAGCAGGAUCUUGAGGAACCUUCGCCGGAGUCCGAUGAGGCCGCGGCCGCGUCUGCCAACAUCAAGGGCGAAGACCGCGAGGCGUUCGAGGACCCUAUGGAGACUCACUUCGAGUUCCGAUCAGCGGCUGCCGACGCGACGCCGCCGUACAACUCCCUCCGCGCACGGUCAAGGAAGCAGGCCGGGCCGACGAAGUUCGUCGCCGUGGGAGCUCCCGACGGUGCCGGUUCCGAGUCGCCUGUUCUUGGCGCGUCGUCGUCUUCGGACUUCUCUGCGAUGGCCGCGCCCGGCGCCACGGUGGCGAUCGCGCACGCCUCGCCGCCCGACACCAAUCGCCGCCUGCCGUCGCGAAGCAGGAAGCAAUACUCCCCGAAGCGCAUCGCCUCCGCGGGGGCUUCAACUUCGGCGGGCGCACCGGCCGCAGGCGACCCAGCUCCCCCUGCUCGAGGCAGGAAGCAGCCCCGGCCCGAGCACUUCAUCCCGGAGGAGGCGGCAGCUAUGGCCGGCGCCAAAGCUCGCCGGGGCAACAUCGUCCUCGACAGGUUCCUCUCGUCUACUAUGGCCCGCGGCUCCUCGGCUUCGGAUUGGGUGAGGGACGUCACGGCGGAGGACGCGGGCCAGCCCGAGCGCCCGCGCGGCAUCGAGAGCUUCAGGAUCAGGGACGCGAGCCGCCACGCCGCCCGCGCCUGCGGCCUACGCGCCGCGAUCAGCCGCCUCGGAGCCUCGUGCGGCGGCGCAUCGUCGCCAUCCCCGGCGGCGCCAGGAGAGCCCGAGGGGAGCGGGACCAGGAGGCUCUACGGCAUCCUCGCCGUUCUCGGCGCUUCUCUUGCGCUCAGCGUGGCGUCCUGCGUGCUGUUCUACAUCGUCGGUCAUAGCAGCGAGGCUGCUCCCUCCGGAGAGAACCAGGACAAGGAUUCAGCAAAGGGGAUAGCUGCAUAG